CAUCCUUCUUAAUUCUUCUCUCUUCAUAGUGCUCUCUCUCUCUCUGAAGAGUUCUUUUUAGAAAAAGGUGUUCUUGGGGAAGAAAUCAAAUGGGGUCUCAGAGAUUUGUUGGGUUCUGGCUUGUGAUUUUCUUGAUGGGGUUUCUUCUUGGCUCAUCUGAAGCUUACCAGUUCCAUGUCGGCGGUAGAGAUGGCUGGGUUUUAAACCCUUCUGAGAACUACACUCUCUGGGCUCAUAGAAACAGGUUUCAAGUCAAUGAUACUCUCCUUUUCAAGUACAAGAAAGGAUCCGACUCAGUUUUGGUGGUGAUCAAGGACGAUUACUACUCAUGCAACAUCAAGAAACCUUUACAGUCCUUAACGGACGGCGACUCCAUCUUCAAGCUUGAUCGUUCAGGGCCCUUCUACUUCAUCUCUGGCUCUGCUGAUAACUGCAAUAAAGGCCAAAGGUUGAUAACUGUUGUUAUGUCUGUUAGACCAAAACCUAAACCUACUCCGGUGCCUCAAUCUCCUUCUCCGGUGGGAGCUGCUCCACCCAGUAGUUCUCCUCCUUCCUUGCCACCGUCUCCGGCUGAUUCUCCCAGUGAUAGCCCAACAGCUCCAGCACCAGCUCCAGCACAUUCAGGUUGUGCAGGUUUUACUGGUUUAGUUGAGUUGGUUUUGGGUGCUAGUGUUGGGUUGAGUUUGAUUUUGGGUUAGCUUUAUCGGUUUGAUUUAGGAUGGUCAGACAAAGUGAACCAGAAAAGGCUUGGCCUUCAAUUUAUUUAUUUUGUUCUUUAUUGAUUUUCUAUUUUGGCUUUUGAUAUCAAUAAAAAUA
Messenger RNA from Manihot esculenta (cassava), 816 nucleotides. RefSeq names its product early nodulin-like protein 2. NCBI's taxonomy places the organism in Eukaryota, Viridiplantae, Streptophyta, Magnoliopsida, Malpighiales, Euphorbiaceae. The record is from RefSeq and is a predicted model, not a curated record. The transcript has 2 exons. Gene Ontology annotation, molecular function: electron transfer activity. The coding region runs from base 90 to 698 and encodes 202 amino acids. Gene Ontology annotation, cellular component: plasma membrane.